Cinclus cinclus is the source of this 2238-nucleotide messenger RNA. RefSeq names its product cadherin 26 (gene CDH26). NCBI's taxonomy places the organism in Eukaryota, Metazoa, Chordata, Aves, Passeriformes, Cinclidae. The transcript is spliced from 15 exons. Gene Ontology annotation, cellular component: adherens junction; plasma membrane; catenin complex. The record is from RefSeq and is a predicted model, not a curated record. Gene Ontology annotation, biological process: homophilic cell-cell adhesion; cell morphogenesis; cell-cell junction assembly. The coding region runs from base 1 to 2238 and encodes 745 amino acids. Gene Ontology annotation, molecular function: cadherin binding; calcium ion binding.
AUGGUCCUGCUGCGUCCCUUGGAGCUGCUCAUCAUCCUGCUGCUCCUGCAGGGGAUGGAUUCUUAUCAGUCAGACAGUCUGCAACCUCUGAAGCGAACAAAAAGGGCCUGGAUUAUCACCACCAUUAAUGUUCAAGAGGAGGACAAAGGGCCAUUCCCCAAAUAUGCUGGGCAGCUGUUCAAUAAUAGAUCAUUUAAUAAAUCAGUGAAGUAUUUAAUCAGUGGACCUGGAGUGGAUGAGGCUCCAGAGAUUGGAUUGUUUUCCAUAAAAGAUGCUGCCAAUGGAGAAGUGUACGUCCAUCGCUCCAUCGACAGGGAGAGGACCCCAGUUUUCCAGAUUCGUUUUGAUGUUGAGAGCAGAAAAUCUGGUGAGCUGUUGGACAGCCCUAUAUUUUUCAGGAUAAAGGUUCAAGAUAUCAAUGACAAUGCACCUGAGUUUUCCAUGGAGGAAUAUGGCACUACAAUAAGAGAGAACCAGAGUAAAGAUGAGCCAGUUAUCCAAGUCACAGCCCAGGACAAAGACGAAGCGGGCACUGUGAACUCACGGGUGUCCUAUUCUAUAAGUAUGCAAAUACCCUCUCCAGAUGGACCCACAUUUAACAUUGAUCCCACCACAGGAUCAAUAUUUCUGUCAGGAUGCCUGGAUUAUAAGACUGCCAAGUCCUUCUACCUUCUGAUUAAAGCCAGUGACCAUGGAAGUCCCCAGCUGUCAUCUACUGCAACAGUGACUGUUGCUGUUGAAGAUGCAAACAACCACCUCCCUGUAUUUACUAGUGAUAACUACCAUCUGCAGAUUUCAGCAGGAGAAGAACAUCCAGCUGUGUUACGGCUCCAAGUGGAAGACAAGGACUUUCCCAAUACUCCAGCGUGGAGAGCAAAAUACAAAAUAACAAAGGGCAAUGAGAAGGAGCAGUUCAGCAUUGAGACAGACCCAGUCACAAAUGAAGGCAUAUUGAGUGUUAUCAAGCCUCUCAGCUAUGAGGGUGACCCUGAGAUGAGACUUGUCAUAUCUGUAGCAAAUGAAGAACCAUUCUUCUGGUGUAAAAAUGGCAUUGUGACGAUCUCUGAUUUGGAAUCCACAAACACAGCUGUGAACAUCGAGGUCUUACAGGCACAACGGGCUCCAAGGUUUCAUCCUCCUAUACUUAUUGUCCAAAAGGAAGAUUCAAUGAAGCCUGGGAGGGUAUUUAGAAAAUAUCCUGCCACAUGUCCAGAUGAUGUGCCAAAUAAGAUAAAAUAUGAACUAGCCCAUGACCCAGAUGGUUGGCUGAGUGUGGAUGAGAACUCUGGUGUUCUUACUGUGGUAAAAGAAUUUGAUCGAGAAUCCCCCUCCUUGAACAACAGCCUGUACACCAUUAUCGUUCAUGCUACUGAUCAUGGAGAGCCACCACAGACUGGCACUGGCACCAUCCUGCUUUACUUGUCUGACAUUAAUGAUCAUAUGCCAGCAUUGGUGGCUCCUGCUUCAGAUGUGUGUGACAAAAAAGAAGGGACAGCUCUCAUUGUAGAAGCCAAGCCUGCUCUGGCCCAUUCACAUUCAGGGCCAUUUACAUUUGAGCUGGCUGAGGACUCUGAAGAUGUGAAGCGUAACUGGACAUUAGGAAGGAACUUUGGGCAGUCAGUUGAACUUCUGAUGUUAAGAAGCCUCCCACAAGGCAGCUACUUGGUACCCAUCAUUAUUCAGGACAGGCAAGGAUUUUCCACAAGGCAGAACCAGCACAUCAGGCUCUGCUUUUGUCCAGAUGGACACACAUUUUCCAGCAUUGUGCUUUGCCAGUGUUACAGGUCGGGCGCUAAAAUCAAAGCCAUUGCUCCACCCCAGGAAGGUGAGCAGACUUUAAUCAACUACAGUGAAGAGAGCAAAAGUUCUUUUUCUGAGGCUGGGCUGGAUAUUACACGUGGUGUUACUCCAACAACAGUGUCCAUGGAAGCUGGAAAAGAAGUGAUUUCUGAGAAUGGCUGUUUCACUGGUUACAAGACAUCUCGAGCAAGACACCUGGAUUGCUUCAUCCAGACAGUGGACAGAACACUGGCUGAGAAAGUGUAUUACCAAAGCACCCUGGAAGAUUACGGAGACAUCUGUGAACCUUGCAGUUACACUGAGAAAGGAGAAGUUUUUGAACUAGAGCCCAGUAAUUCCCCCUGCUCCAUCUCCAUUGGCAGUGAGGGCUUGCCUGAUGAUUUUUUGAACACUCUGGGACCAAUGUUUUCUGCUCUGGAAGAGAUCUGUCAGAAGUGA